UUCGAUAAUGCGCCAAUAAAUUAUUUCUCAUUACAGUUGCUAUCGAUAUGUCUGUACGCCGCAGAAGUGAUCCAGCUAUGAUUCAGCGGAUUUGGGAUACGAUCAAAAUCACGGUACAUCAAAGGAGCUUACCUAGUAAUGACCGUAUGGUACGGCACAUGGCUCGUGUUUACGGCUUCACAGAACAAGAAGCUCAAGAUGAGCUCAACAAGGCGGUCGAGGACGGGCUCGUCUUAUUGAAGAAAGUACCCACGAAAAGCGGCGUUGAGCAAGAGAGUUACAGAUUGCCGCCGGUAGACGUAUCGCAGGACGAUAAUCACGAUUGGUACUGUUGCAAAUGCCAACGAGCAGGUGCGGUCGAAUGCUGUGAACAAUGCUGCAGGGUCUAUCACUCAGAGUGCCACGUACCCAGUAAUACGAAAUUAAAGAUUUGUAACUUUUGCGAGAAAAUAAAUAGCGACGUAUAUCCCGACAAGAUCGAUCUCAAUCAUAUUCUUAGUUUCACCUGUGGCCAUCUGAAAGCGAAAUUACCGCCGGAAAUUACAAAUCGUACCAUUGUUUUCAAUAAUGAUCCGAUCGUUACACCACCCAACGGUUUUUCGGGAUUGACCUGGGUGAGCGAGGGUGAAGACGCAUGGCGGCCAGGGAUUCUCAUAAAGCGUCACAUGGAUUUGGCGGUAAUGGACGCGAAAACGGACAAUAAUGAGUACAACAAUCUCGCCGAAUUUGAGGCUGAUGCACAUAAUAUUCUACAUAACAUCAUAAUAUAUCACGGAGUUAAUAGCGUGAUAGCGGACAUGGGACGCAUGAUGUAUCAAGACUGUUGCUACGACCUUCAGGAAAUACGUCGUUGUGCGGACUGUUAUCGUAUAUCGAACGAAAAAUCCGAAAAAAUGUGGUUCUGCAUACCGUGUAAUCCCCCUCAUAAAUUGGUCUAUGCAAAGCAAAAGGGAUACCCAUAUUGGCCGGCGAAGGUCAUGCAAGUUAAUGGCAAUGUAUACGACGUGCGUUUUUUCGGAGGUCAUCACAUGAGGGCUAAUAUCGAGAAAGUUUUCAUUCGGCCAAUCUUUUCCACAUUACAAAGUUUGCAGAUAAAAAAAUCAACCGCUUGGAAUAGGGCUUUCGAAGAGCUAAAGCAUCAUCAGCACUUGUUGCAAAAGUUGGGAAAAAAUAAGGAGGAUAACUCAAAUAUAACAGAGGAUCCUACGCCUGCGAAAAUUCGAAAAUUGGAAUCGUCGAGUUCGAAGAGUUCAUCACACGGUUCUAGUUUGCCAAAGCAGCUGAUUAAAGAUUUGAGAGUGAGAGUCGAACGCUUGAGUUCAGAUGGUAAUAUUGAAACGCAAAAUGUAAACGAUGGAACGGAUAAUAAAGGAGACGUUGCGAAAACUAACGCCGAGAAUGAAGAAAGACAGGUGCCUUGUUUACCUGUGGCGGAAGAUGAACCCGCGAGAGAAAGCAUAACGAGCACAUGUCCUCAAGGUUUGAAGAAGGAAGGCUCCCAAGAAGAUAUGGUUACAUCUAGCUGCCAAGAACCGAGAUCGAAGUGCGUUCUCGUACAAACUGAACAAAUUCAAACGGAUGGGCUUCCCGCCAAGAUCAAAAGAGAACGCAGAACUUCGGAACAACCGACAACAACGGCGCUAGAAAAAUUGCGCCGUGAAUUAGAACUUGAAAAGUGCAGAGAAUUAGAGAGACUACAAGCGGAGCACGCCAAAGAAUUGCGGCAAUUAACCGAUAGACAUCAACAAAUCGUAUCUGACAUCAAAAAGAAACAAUGGUGUUAUAAUUGCGAAGCUGAGGCGAUAUAUCAUUGUUGUUGGAAUACCGCAUACUGCAGCACGGACUGUCAACAGGUUCACUGGCAGCAUGCACAUAAAAGAGUAUGCAGGCGUAAGCGCUAAUUCAUGUGACGAAUAUAAUGAGUACAAUAAUAUAUAAGAAAGCGUUCAAACUUCAAACAGAUUUAAAAAAUUAUGUUAUAAAAAAAUAUAUAUUAUA
Messenger RNA from Temnothorax curvispinosus, 1998 nucleotides. Its product is annotated as zinc finger MYND domain-containing protein 11. The coding region runs from base 48 to 1901 and encodes 617 amino acids. Lineage: Eukaryota; Metazoa; Arthropoda; Insecta; Hymenoptera; Formicidae. The record is from RefSeq and is a predicted model, not a curated record. Gene Ontology annotation, molecular function: transcription corepressor activity; protein binding. The transcript is spliced from 6 exons. Gene Ontology annotation, biological process: regulation of transcription elongation by RNA polymerase II.